GGGGGAGGAGGGGAGGAAAAGGAGGAGGAGGGGUGAGGCCGGUGUUCAGUCUGUUGGUGGAGCUACUGUGGAGGAAAGGAGACAAGAGAAGAGGAGAGGAAAGAACUGAGUGAGGAGAAGAAGAAGGUGAGGAGGAGGAGGAGGAACACAGAGGAGACUCAGAGGAGCUGGACGAGGAGAAGACGAGGAGCAGCGUUUUAGAGACGGUAAGAAAACCUGUAAAAGUUCUGAUGAGUGUGACGGUGGACGUAAACAGAGAAUUAAAGAGAUAAAGAUCCAUCAGACAUCCUGACAGGAACUCAAAGAUCCUCGUUUCCUCGGACUCAGAGUCCCAGAGCCUUUUCUUUUCUGCAGGUCCAGACUCUCCUGGACUCUUCUGGACUCUUCUGGACUCUUCUGGACUGGUUUGUGUGGAUCUUGUCUUCUUCUGUUCUUCACUGGGAUGCUCUUAUUCUCUGUCUACUUCAUCAGCGUGAACGUUUCCUCUUUUUUAAUGUUACAGUUGUAUAUUAGGGGAGACUGGGGACGGCUGCAGCGACUCUUCUCUCUCUCAUCAUCAUUAGACCGAGAUCACACUGAGUUCUUUUAAAGUCAGUGUUCAGGUCUGUCCUUCGUUUAAGGUGAAUUCAGACCGUUUUCUCCUGAGUGUGUGAGGCCGCCACACAGUGUUCUGAUUGGUUGAUCGGACGGGAACAGGUCCAAUGAACUGCUCAACAGUUUCAGAAUCAUCAGAAUAAGAAGACUUUAUUUUGAUGAUUUGAUGAUUUCUUCAGUUUUUCUCGUUCUCAGUUCCUCGUUCUCGGGGCGUUUCUCCCGUGUCUUCUUUUACGUCCUCUUCCAAACUUUGACCAGACUCAGCGCCUCACCCAGCCGCCAUGUUUCAUCAGAACUCAUUUUAAUAAACUCGGGGUAACUCAGGCCCGAACUACACGAAGGCGGAUAUUUAUUUAUCUGGAUAUUUUUGUACUCCCGUCUAAAUAAAUGUACCUGUCCACACGUGUUAGUUCAAAAAAAUAUCUGCGUCCACACCCUUCAAUGUGAGAGCGUAGGAGCUCGGCCAAGGAAACCACCGAUGGCUUUGACAUACGAAAGUUUAGCUUCCAUUCAUCUGCAGGCACAGCCCCUCUAAUGAAGUUGUCCCACCACUUGACCCAAAACUUACGCUUCUGGCGAACUUUAAAACGCCUAACGUUAACGUUACGAUUGCUCUCCAAUAAAAGUAUUGGCCGCAGCAGACGCGUCUGUGAGCUGCUGACUGGUGGAUGUAAUUGUAUAAAAUAAGGUUCACUGUCAAGACUGAAAUUAGCCCCAAAAGGGCAAAACAAACGUAAAGAAUACCCUGUCUGUCCGCCAUCGUUGUUGUUGUUUUCGUUUUUAAUGCGCAUGCGCGAGCUGCGGUUUGACGUCAUCCAUCCGUAAAAGUCCGACCACACGAAUCCACUGCGGAUACGGGAUACGGAUAUUUUUUUAUUUCUCCGCUUGUUUUUCCGGAUUCAGAUUUAUCCGGUUUGAGUGCUCCAAACUCCCGUUUUGGUGUGGUAGGGAGGCCUAAUCGAACAUAAAUAUGUGCGGUUUGAAAUAUAUCCGCCUUCGUGUAGUUCGGGCCUCAAUGAGGGUCCAGAAAGCUGGGCUCUUCAAUGCUGAGUCUUUGAAUGCUGGGUUCUUGGGUUCUGGAGCACUAGGGUUUGGAUUAGGGUUCUAGACUGCUUGGCUGUGAGCUACCAAAAACCUCUCCACAUGAGCGAGACUCUCAGCAGAGAAGAAGACAGAGAGGUGGACAUCAUCGGCAUAAGAAGACAUCAACGUCUCACACAUCGGGCGUUUCUUAACGUCCAAAACUGAUCAGAGGACUAAAAUAAUCUGAAACUGAGGUUUUAAUCUCCCAUCUCUUUUGUUUUGACAGACUGACAUCUUCAUCAUCAUCAUCAUCAGAGGGGGCGGAGUCAAAGAAAAUGGCGUCUACGUUGUGCUGUGGCUUGAUUCACCUUUGGAUUGUCAUCGUGGUGUUCAGAAGUACCUCAGCUGAUCCGCACUAUGAGCUCAGCGAACAUCCGGCGAACUUCAACCAGGCCGUGAAGAGAUGUUCCCCUGCUGUCCUCACUACCCUCGCCACCCAGCAGGAGGUCUCCAGGGUCCUCGCGCUCAUCUCUGGGACCAUGUUGGGUCAGAAACAGAACAACUUCACCUUCUGGAUCGGCCUGCAGAGGAAGAAACAAGAGUGCGUGGCCGACUCGCGGCCCCUGAAAGGAUUCAGGUGGAUCCAGGACGGCAGCGAGGAUUCCGAGGUGAGCCGAUGGGCCGAGAGUCCCGAAUACACCUGUACCUCCCUCCACUGUGCGGCUCUGAAGGGGGAGUUCAACGGGACGGCGGUGUCUGAGUGGGGUCUGAUCGCGGUCUCCUGUAGGACCAGUUAUCAGUUUAUCUGUAAAUCGUCUCUAAAGCGAGCCCCGGACAGAGGGACCGCUGCUGGACAAGGACAGGAAACAACCAUACCUGAACCAGAACUUUCUACAUCAGAACCACCUGAACCUACAACAACAGAACCUGAACCUGCUGCACCGACAACUCCAGAACCAGAACCUGAACCUGAACCUGCUGCAUCAACAACACAAAAGCCAGAACCUGAACCUGGACUUGACCACGGAACUGAACAUGAACAGCCUGCCCCACCUGACCCUUACCAUAACAACCCUGACACGAGACCAGAACCCCAGGUGCCUGACCCUGACCCAGUGACUGGGGCAGGUUCAUGUGAGCGCCCCACAACUGCUGAAUCCUCUGGUAUCCGGUCCUUUAUCCAGAACCCGGACAACAGCAGCAGGAUCCAGGUGGAGUGCUGGCCCUCGGUUCUGGUCGAGCUCCACUGCUCAGGCCGCCCCAGCAUGUGGCGCCUGCUGGAUGAUUCCCCCGCCAACUUCUCCGCCGUCUGCCUCCCAUGUGAGCCCGGUUUCCAGAAGGACUCUUUAGGGGACUGUGUGGACAUCGAUGAGUGCGGCAGCGGCGCCCCCUGCAGGCACAGCUGCCUGAACACAGAGGGUUCCUUCAGGUGCGUCUGCUCCGAUGAGAACGGGAAACACCAGGACGAGGACUCUGACACCUGCAGAGAAAUGGCGACGGAGGAGGGCGGCGGCCUCCUGUCAGGUAUCCUCUUCCCUGUGCUGGUUGCCGUGGCAGCGUUUUUAGUGCUGUUGUUGGUCAUCGCGGUAACGGUGAAAUGCUGCCUGGUAAGGCGGUCUAAAAAACGGGCGAUGAAGAAGGCGGAGAAGAUGGCGAUGAAGAGUAAAGAGGAAAACGAUUCUUUUCAGUCCACCAAUGAGAAGGCUGCAACAUGAGUGAGGAGCUCUGAUUGGUGGACGGCAGUGACAUCAUCGAUGCUGAUGUUCAUGGUUCACUGGGAAAAAUAUUUGGUCUCACUUAAAGGGAUAAUCCGUCGUAAAAUUAAUGUAGGGUCAAACCCACCGUAACCCCGAGUUAGACCCCGCCCCCCUCUUUACUUUAGUAACGACCGCAGUCAAAGUUAAAAAGAUGUUUGGUGUCUAGUCCUAUGUCUGUGACCCUCUAUGUCCUGUUGAUGAAGUUAGGUGCUGUUCUGAGCAUUAUUUGUGGCUAUAGAGUGGCGUUUUGGUUGAGGGCGUGUCUCUCUGUAUUUCUAUCCUGAGGUCGUUACUAAAGUUGGUAAAACUAGAGAAGGAAGCGGUCGACAACAUUCAUCUCUGGAGGGGGCGGGGUCUAACUCGGUGUUACGGUGUGUUUGACUCUAAAUUAAUUUUACUCCAGAAUGUCCCUUUAAAACCUUUUUUCAUUUGUAAACUGAAAAUAAAGUCAUUUCCUGUUUCAGUGAGAGGAGAGAGGAACCUGCCCGGCAACAGGCGAAGCUUCUUUUUAAUUGGCUCAUUUUCUCCUGAUUAAAGGGAAUGAUUGGUUUAUUAUUAUAACAGAUCAAACAUGAAUAAAUCUGCAUUCAGGUUUUUGAUGAUUAAUGAACCUUUAAAAUCUGAAUAAUGAUCCUCUCUGCUGUCAUUGGUCGGUUGGUGGUGAACUCCUCCUCUUCCGUUUCUUUACUGUGAUUCUGUUUUAUUAACUUGAACUCUUGAACUCGUCUGUUAUCCUGUCAAAGACGAGAAAACAAUGAGGACGUGUGUUUGACAUUUUUGGACUCAAUAGUCCAAAUAAGAGUUAUUGACUAUUUCUGACCUCAGUCUGAUCAUGUUAAAUCAGAGUACAUAUAUAUAUAAAAACACAUUUUUGAUACGUAAACAGUGUAAAUGUUAAAGUGUUUUUCUGUUUUCACCUUUAGACUCCUGAGAAAAACAGACGAUCAGCUGUUUGUGUUUCUGUUGAAGAGUCUAAAUAUGUGGACAAGUUCAACAGACUUUACUCCAUGAUGGUUAAAUUAAAGAUUUAGAAAAAUAAAGAUUUUUGAUGUUAAAAUGUCA
Molecule: messenger RNA, 4436 nt
Organism: Xyrichtys novacula (pearly razorfish)
Lineage: Eukaryota; Metazoa; Chordata; Actinopteri; Labriformes; Labridae
Source: the annotation of a GenBank genome assembly